Messenger RNA from Cephus cinctus (wheat stem sawfly), 1330 nucleotides. RefSeq lists its product as uncharacterized. Gene Ontology annotation, cellular component: extracellular matrix. The record is from RefSeq and is a predicted model, not a curated record. The transcript has 4 exons. NCBI's taxonomy places the organism in Eukaryota, Metazoa, Arthropoda, Insecta, Hymenoptera, Cephidae. The coding region runs from base 138 to 1190 and encodes 350 amino acids.
UUUGGAAUCGAACGGCCAACUAAGAGACUUUGGGUGUGGCGGAUUUGGAAGUCUCGGUCGGUCCUUUGACUAGGUAUAAAAGCGGGUCUCCACUAGCUAACAACAUCAUUCGAUCAGCACCGAUCAAACCAAUCGCAAUGGCAUACAAGUUCGUAAUCCUCGCCGCCUUCGUGGCUGCCGUCAACGCAGGAGUCAUCGCCCCUGGCUACCACGCCGCCCCUGCUGUAGCUUACGCUAACGCUGUUGAUGCCGAUUACGACCCCAACCCUCAGUACAGCUACUCCUACGAUGUCCAUGACACCAUCACCGGUGACACCAAGAGCCAGCAGGAGACCCGCAACGGUGACGUCGUCGAGGGUAGCUACUCCCUCAUCGAGUCCGACGGAACCCGUCGUGUUGUUCACUACACCGCUGAUCCCCACAACGGAUUCAACGCCGUUGUUCAGAAGGAACCCGCUCAGGUCGCCAUCAAGGCUGCCCCUGUCGUCGCCAAGUACGCUGCACCCGCACCUCUUGCCUACCAUGCCGCCCCUGUGGCUCACGCCCCACUUGCUUAUGCUGCCUACUUAGACAUGCAUUACGUAGCUGUAGCACGUGCUAAGCAGGAACGCGGAGUUUUCAUAGUCAACGAGCCAUGGCGAGAGGAACGUGAGAAAAACAGCACUAGACACCACAUGGCUCAUUACUCUUGUGAUCUCGUGAUCAUCUGCUACUGUCAGAACAAGUAUGGCGAAUGGGAUAAGAAAAAGGAGAGAGAUGAGAUGCGAGAGAACGUAGCGAUAGUGAUGACGCUUUUGAUGGCUGGUUGGAUGACAAUAAAUGACAGUGACGCUGCAGCUGUCAUUCCUGUGCAUGGUGCACCGGUGGCUUAUGCUGGAGGACCAGUACCUGUCCUAGCAAAGGCCGUCGAUGAAUACGACCCUCAUCCACAGUAUAGCUACGGCUACGACGUCCAAGAUUCUUUGACAGGAGAUGCCAAGAGUCAGUACGAAACCAGAAACGGGGAUGUAGUAAGCGGACGUUACUCACUGAUCGAAGCAGACGGAACUCGUCGUGUCGUAGAAUACACAGCAGAUCCUAUUAAUGGAUUCAAUGCAGUUGUACACAGAGAGCCAGCGAUUGUAAAGGCUGUACCAGCCGUAGCUAAACUUGCCGCGCCAGUUCAGCCUCUUCUAGCUUAUCACCAUUGACCAAAUAUGCUAAAUCAUUACUGUCAUUCUCCGCGCCUAGUCAUACGACGUAGCCAGCCAGUUCAUUUACAUCUAUGCAUCCAAUAUUCGAAAUGGACUGUAUUUUUACACAUGUAAAAAUAAAUUUAUAUUUUUAUCAA